AUGUCAGCAAUUUCUGCAGCGUCUCCUGACUCCGACAUCGAAGAUGUCUCAACACCGACCUACACUCUACCAGUUGGUCCACUCUCCGAUAAACGAGUGAGGGAGAUAAUAGAUAUGUUGCAACAACAUUGCGAGCAGUUGAGAAACAAUAAUUCCAUCCUCCGAAUGGAAAUAGGCGCACUGAAAGCUCAAGCUACUGCUACUACUCGCCGGGGCAGGAAGGCAAAGGCCGCCGCGCCAGAUGCACCUUACUCGCGAGAUGUCAUCCUAUUGAAAGGAAAGCAAUGGCCGGUCAUGGGCUCGCCCUGGCUCCACCAGGACGUGUUCUUGAGGUGGCCUAAUCCCAAUGCACUGGACCCAUUAUCACCCGACCGAUACCUCAACAACGACUCAUAUAUCGAAGGAACGACUAUAGAGCUGCAUGAGUUCUUGGGCUCUGAUGAGCUUUGCCAGCUGGCGGUUGAAUUAGGAAGCUUCAGGGACGACUUCAUUAACGAAGUAAACGCCCAAAGGUCAACGGGGCUGAACACCUCGCGGACCGCAGUGAACAACAUCCUUAGCGAGUUCAACCUACCCAGUACCAUUUGGCUGAGCGCUAGCUAUCCCCAGCGCCAGAACCAUGAAACCCUUUCCGCACUACUAAGAGCACCAGUAGGUACCACCAACCAGAACAGCAAUCCCUUCAGUGCAGUCUUCUUCCCCGGCCAAGUAUAUAAUAUGGCACGUUUAUUCAUGAAUGAAUACCAACCAAAAUUCUUGCACUGCAUUCUUUUUGGACCUUCCUCAAUUAAUGGUGGCAAGUUUGCUGCCCGCAACAAUCUUGUUGGCAUUCGAUGGAACGUAACAGAAGUCAACUCAUCUGCGAUAGCGUUCUCCGCGAUACUGGUUCAAUUUUUGUUGUCGCAAGACGAAAACCUCGAACCUAAAGGCACAAGGUCCAACAUCGAUUACUGGAAGAACUUCAUGACUUUCAAGCAGAUCAUCGACAACGAUAUAUACAUCAAAGGCACUUACGCCCCUGCCUUGUUCAAUUACUAUAAUCGUCGUGUUUUUUCCGGCAUUCGAAGCGUCAUGAGACCUCACGAGGAUGUAACAUCUCAAGAUACAUACGGAGAUGCUGUAGCACAAGCUUUCCAGGAUUUAGCUGUCAGUCGGAACCCAGCACCUGAAUCUGUUCGACGUUCGGAAUCGCCUGAAUCACAUGAUUCAUCUGAACUAUCUGAUCCUGCAAACGAAACUCCCAACCCGACCCCAACUAUCUAUGAAGAAACCGAAUCUGAUUCUGAUUCCAGUAUUACUCUCCCUGCAAACCCUGCCCCUCCUCAUCCUUGCACUGCUCGAGAGGUACACCCAUUGCAUUCAGAUGGAACAGAGAUUUUAGGCGGUGAGCCCCUUCGUACCGGACCACCACAAGCUGGAAGUACUCUUGGCCGUGGUGGCCGUGGCCGUGGUGGUGGUGGCCAUGGCGGACGCAGGGAUCAUAAUAGUCACGACAAAAGUGGAGGUGGUGAUCAGGGCGCCUCUGUCACGCCUGAUACUAUUCCAACACCAGUUCCUGAACCUACAUCUACGACACCUAUGCCUGUGGUGGCGGCUGCUAAGAGACAAACUUUGAAGAGGAAGUAA
Molecule: messenger RNA, 1626 nt
Organism: Marasmius oreades (fairy-ring Marasmius)
Lineage: Eukaryota; Fungi; Basidiomycota; Agaricomycetes; Agaricales; Marasmiaceae
Exons: 6
Coding region: 1-1626 (541 amino acids)
Source: RefSeq, a predicted model, not a curated record